Messenger RNA from Otolemur garnettii (small-eared galago), 4682 nucleotides. RefSeq names its product vav guanine nucleotide exchange factor 3 (gene VAV3). The record is from RefSeq and is a predicted model, not a curated record. The transcript has 27 exons. Gene Ontology annotation, biological process: intracellular signal transduction; regulation of GTPase activity; cell migration. Gene Ontology annotation, molecular function: guanyl-nucleotide exchange factor activity; protein binding. Gene Ontology annotation, cellular component: plasma membrane; cytoplasm. NCBI's taxonomy places the organism in Eukaryota, Metazoa, Chordata, Mammalia, Primates, Galagidae. The coding region runs from base 188 to 2536 and encodes 782 amino acids.
GUGGAAGCAGUGCGCGCAGUGGCUCAUCCACUGCAAGGUGCUGCCCGCCAACCACCGGGUGACCUGGGACUCGGCGCAGGUGUUCGACCUGGCGCAGACCCUCCGAGAUGGAGUCCUGCUCUGCCAGCUGCUCAACAACCUCCGGGCGCACUCCAUCAACCUCAAGGAGAUCAACCUGAGGCCGCAGAUGUCCCAGUUUCUCUGUUUGAAGAACAUAAGAACGUUUCUCACAGCCUGUUGCGAGACGUUUGGAAUGAGGAAGAGUGAACUCUUUGAGGCGUUUGACCUGUUCGACGUUCGUGACUUUGGGAAGGUUAUAGAAACAUUAUCGCGACUUUCUCGCACGCCUAUUGCGUUGGCCACAGGAAUCAGGCCCUUCCCAACAGAAGAAAGUGUUAAUGAUGAAGACAUCUACAAAGGCCUUCCUGAUUUAAUAGAUGAGACCCACGUGGAGGAUGAAGAAGAUCUCUACGACUGUGUUUAUGGGGAGGAUGACGGAGGAGAAGUCUACGAGGACCUAAUGAAAGCCGAGGAAGCACAUCAACCUAAAUGUCCAGAAAAUGACAUACGAAGUUGUUGUCUAGCCGAAAUUAAGCAGACAGAAGAAAAAUAUACAGAAACUUUGGAGUCCAUAGAAAAAUAUUUCAUGGCGCCACUGAAAAGGUUUCUGACAGCUGCAGAAUUUGAUUCAGUGUUCAUCAACAUUCCUGACCUCGUAAAAGUGCAUCGGAGCUUAAUGCAAGAGAUUAAUGAUUCCAUUGUAAAUAAAAUUGACCAGAACUUGUAUCAAGUUUUUAUUAACUACAAGGAAAAGUUGGUUAUUUACGGGCAGUACUGCAGUGGAGUGGAGUUGGCCAUCUCUAGCUUAGACUACAUUUCUAAGACAAAGGAAGAUGUCAAACUGAAAUUAGAGGAAUGUUCCAAAAGAGCAAAUAAUGGGAAGUUUACGCUUCGAGAUUUGCUUGUGGUUCCGAUGCAACGUGUUUUAAAGUAUCACCUUCUCCUCCAGGAACUGGUCAAACAUACCACCGACCCCACGGAGAAGGCCAACCUGAAACUGGCUCUGGACGCCAUGAAGGACUUGGCACAGUAUGUGAAUGAAGUGAAAAGGGAUAAUGAGACACUUCGUGAAAUUAAACAGUUUCAGCUAUCUAUAGAAAAUUUGAACCAACCAGUUUUGCUUUUUGGACGACCUCAGGGAGAUGGUGAAAUUCGAAUAACUACUUUAGACAAGCACACAAAACAAGAAAGGCAUAUCUUCUUGUUUGAUUUGGCUGUGAUUGUAUGUAAAAGGAAAGGGGAUAACUAUGAGAUGAAGGAAAUAAUAGAUCUUCAGCAGUACAAGAUAGCCAACAAUCCCACAACUGAUAAAGAAAAUAAAAAGUGGUCUUACGGCUUCUACCUCAUCCACACCCAAGGACAGAAUGGGUUAGAGUUUUAUUGCAAAACAAAAGAUUUAAAGAAAAAAUGGCUGGAACAGUUUGAAAUGGCUUUAUCUAACAUAAGGCCAGACUAUGCAGACUCCAAUUUCCACGACUUCAAGAUGCACACCUUCACUCGGGUUACGUCCUGCAAAGUUUGCCAGAUGCUCCUGAGAGGAACAUUUUAUCAAGGCUAUUUAUGUUUCAAGUGUGGCGCCAGAGCGCACAAAGAAUGUUUGGGAAGAGUAGACAAUUGUGGAAGAGUUAAUUCUGGUGAACCAGGGACGCUCAAACUACCGGAGAAACGGACCAAUGGACUCCGAAGACAUCCCAGGCCGGUGGACCCAGGUUUACCAAAGAUGCAGGUCAUUCGGAACUACUCUGGAACGCCACCGCCAGCUCUCCAUGAAGGACCACCCUUAUACAUCCAGGCAGGGGAUACGGUGGAACUUCUGAGAGGAGAUGCACACAGCCUGUUUUGGCAGGGUAGAAAUUUAGCAUCUGGAGAGGUUGGAUUUUUUCCAAGUGAUGCUGUCAAGCCUUCCCCAUGUGUGCCCAAACCAGUAGAUUAUUCUUGCCAACCCUGGUAUGCUGGAGCAAUGGAAAGAUUGCAGGCAGAGACUGAACUUAUUAAUAGGGUAAAUAGUACUUACCUUGUGAGGCACAGGACCAAAGAGUCAGGAGAAUAUGCAAUUAGCAUUAAGUAUAACAAUGAAGCAAAGCACAUCAAGAUUUUAACAAGAGAUGGCCUUUUUCACAUUGCAGAAAAUAGAAAAUUUAAAAGUUUAAUGGAACUUGUGGAGUACUACAAGCAUCAUUCCCUCAAAGAAGGGUUCAGAACCUUAGACACAACUCUGCAAUUUCCAUACAAAGAGCCAGAACAUUCAGCUGGACAGAGGGGUAACAGAGCAGGCAAUAACUUGUUAAGUCCAAAAGUGCUGGGCAUUGCCAUCGCUCGGUACGACUUUUGUGCAAGAGACAUGCGAGAAUUGUCCUUGCUGAAAGGAGACGUGGUGAAGAUUUAUACAAAGAUGAGUGCCAAUGGCUGGUGGAGAGGAGAGGUGAACGGCAGGGUGGGCUGGUUUCCAUCCACGUAUGUGGAAGAGGAUGAAUAAAUUCCAAUCCCGCGUCGCACCCUGUACCAGAAGCGGCAGAGAGCGAUAAACAGAAGCCCGCAUGGCCUUGUGAAUUAACUGAAGUGUUGAAAAAGCUGCAUUUCUGGCUGUUCAACAUCCUCCCUCCUUAACUCCUCCUAAGUCUUAAUGCUGGGAUUUCUAAAGAUGCUGGGACUGACAGAUUAAUGGCUUGCCUAGAGCUGUGCAGGAAACAGCCUGCCAGUCUGUCAUUGUCAGAGACCAGAGCAAAGCCAAAAGCUGUUCUCAGAAGAGCUCUGCAUGCACAUUGCUUCGUAUUUCUCUUUACUUCAUCUGGUCAGAUGCCACAGAUGCCUGCCAUUCAGUGUUUAAUGCGUAUUUACUUUAUUGUCCUGUGCCGUUCACCAGAAAUUUUGAUGGCACAAAUAAGCAGUAGCUUAAUUUUGCUUUUCCCAGUGUGAAGAAAUAUUAGCAUUCUGCCAUUUGGGGCAGGUGGCAGAGCACGUUCCUUCCAAAGAUCCAGCAUUGCUUGUCUUAAAUUGCCCAACAAGGCGACUCAUACCCAGCAAAUACGUUUACCCCCAGAGUUUACUCAUGAUAAAAUAUGAAAGGCAAAUGAGCGCUCAGGUUGGCGUCACAAAUGAUAUAUCCCUGGAGGGUUUUAAUUAUUCAUUUGAUGUCCUGAUUAUAUUUGCAAACUUCCUUAUAAAAGAGAGAGAGAAGCACAUGAAAGAGAGUGUCUUCCUAUUAAGUCUUUCUGACCUUCAUGAUUUCAUAGGGUUAUUUUAGUCGUGUAGACUUUAUGAAAUGCUCUUAGCCGGGUGUAUUAGGGGAAGUUACUAAUAACCUGAGUAAGGUGGCUUUGUUUACAGAAACAGAUCAAGGGCUCUAAUUCAUGUAAGUCAUUUUAUAGCAGCAGUAUGUAUGAUACAUGCCUUCCCUCCUUCCCCCUCCCCCAAAAAAAGACCUGGGUUGUGUUUUCUGAUUCCCACAUUUUCUCGGAGCACAAACAACUUAGUUGCAAGUUUGGGAAGGAAAGCACAAUGGGGUCUUUCAUGCAUUUCUGGGACUGGAGCCUUGGGCUUUCAGCUUCUCUCAGUCUCCCCCUCUGCAGCCCUUUCUGGGAGUGUUAUCACCUGCAGGGAAGAUCAGUGUUGCCAUGCAUGUGUUUUAGCAAGCUCUUACUAUUUUAUGUGAGGAAUCUAAUUGUGUUCUUCCUGGGACGCCAGAGUCCCUAGCCAAGGCAGUCAAGUCAAGUCACUAACUUGGCCCUUUCCUGAUGAAAUAAUUCCUGCAUAGCAGAAGUCAUGUUCUGACAAGAUUCAGAGAGUGUUUUGUGUUUGGGUAAAACAGAAAUUAUAAGCAUUAACUUAAUAGAGCUGAACUAGGAACAUUCAGUUCUGAAAUUUUAGAUUAUCUCUGAGAUGAGGUGGGUGUGCCUACCCUCUCUCCCAGCCACCUGGGUGCCGAACUUGACCUUCAGUAGACACAUCCCCCUGCUCGAGACCUUCGUGGGCUAGGACUUUUCAUCUAGGAUAGAUUUAAGACCUUUACCUCAGAAUUAUGUAAACUGUGAUUGUGUGUUUAGGAGAAUUAUUUGCUAAAAUCAAUUCAGAUUUUUGUAUAUGUGUAAAUGAUUAUGAAAAUGUAUUUUAUAAAAUAUUCUGUACAGUACAGUUACACCCCUAAGGUGUAUUCUCCAAGUGGAUUCUUUGCUAUAAAGUCUUAUCUGCAACUCUGUGUCUCGGGAGUGUUUCAUCUGUUACCGGUCAGCCGAAUGUUGUUAUGGAGAGAACAGCGUCACACCAAUGGGAACAUUCCUGUGUGCACAGUAUUGUAGCACGUAUUGUUAAUUUUACUCAAUAGACUCCAUUUGUAAGAGGUGUUUCUUCCCGUUGCAUUUCAUGGGCUGGGGAUUUCCUAGCAGAGGAUAGUAGAGCCCCUUUUUGUGACGUUACCAAUGGCAUCUUUGUCUACGUUUAGUACUUUGUAUUGGAAUCUUUAAAUGCUUUGGGUCUGUGUAGAGUUCUAAUACCAAAGACAGAAGUCACUGUUUUCCAUACACUUGUCUUGUUGUAUGCAGCUCUUGUGUAUGUAAUAUGAUGAACUAGAGUGGUAUUUCACUUUGUAAUAUUUUGUAAAUAUGUCGAUACAAUAAAUAGUUACU